AAAUAUCAUAAACAGAAUUGCCGAGCCAUUAAGAUUUAGUUUGUUAUUGGAUCAGCCGUCCGGGCACACAAUGAAUAAUGAUUGAAUGAUUUUGCUUUGCAAUUGUUUCAUUCACGGCAUUUUCCAUAUCAAACACACUCGUGAUCAGGAGCAGUGAUGAUAUUGCUUGCACGAUUAUCCGGACCUAGAGGGUUUGCUACCCACAGGUUAUUUCCAUGCGUUCGAGCUGGUGCUUUCAGACAUGCCAGUCAAGCCAUCAAAAGAAAAACUCCACUAGUAGCAGCUCCACGACCUGUGUCAACGCCACAAUAUGCAAGCAAAAGACCAGGUCAGUACAUUCGUGCCAUUUUAGAUUAUCCAAACUGAUUUAAAGUAGCAUAUCCCGAAAGACUGCUAAUAUAUCAUUCUGGAACUGGGAGAACUGUCUUUCUUGGCUGUUUAAAAGUUACAACUAUUUUUAUAUUUGUAUUUUUUACCCUGGUAGUGGCACCAGCACAUUACUAUUCAGAGGAUGAGCCUCAAUGGGUGGCACCAGCUGGUAAGUCAUAUUUGCGAGUAUUUUAAAUGUACAAAUCUAUGAGUUUGAUUUGCAUUGACAAGCUCGUGCGCUUUCGUUUGCUCCAUGUAACUAAUCUAACUACAAGUUCUAUUAUCUGGAGCUGUACCAAUGAUUUUCGUGGCAUAUAUAACAUCGCCAUUUGUCAAUUACAUCCAUCUAAAGUUACCCAACUUUGCUCGUACUUCACGGGAUUUAUUGAUGAGAUACUCAAAGAAUCCACCAAAAGAUGCACAAGUCGAUAUUACUACGAUGAACUUUGUAGGGAAACCGAGAGUGACUAGGCUUGGAAUUUAUGAAUUGGAAGCCGUAAAGCAAAGGUUUGGGGUGGGAAACUUCCGUCGAGAUACGGAGAAGGUUAAUGCCACAAGGAAAUGGUGGAUGCCAAAGGCUGUACGAUUAUUUGGAGUUCAUGGCGGAACAGGAAGAGUGAGGGAGGUGGAAGCCUGGGAGAAUAUUGCAAAGAAAAUACGAAACGCGUCAUGAUUUUAGUGAAAGUCAGUCAUCUCAAUACGAAUGCAGUUGCACAUGUAGAACUGCCGUAUGUAAUUCAACGAUCUUCCGUUUCGUGUUCAUCGCUCUACUCAGCUUGCGCCACCUCGUGUCGCGUUUCUCGAACAAGUGCCUGGAGCUACACUGGAUUGUCCUUAAUUAGCCUAUCGCCAUAUUAAACCUCGUCUGGUCCAUGGUCUGGUGAGUGAAGCAACUGAGUCGUGGUUCGACUCUCCAAGCAGGAAAUGCGAAUCCAUAUAUCAAUUUCUAACCCUUAUUCAGUGAUGGAGAGCGAUGAAAUGUUUCAAACUUGUUCGUCUUCAUAUUUACAAGGAUCCGCGCUGCAAUCUCCUGUUUUGAAGCAGGGAGAGAAAGAAUUGAUAGUGCUGAUAUAAUCAUCA
This is a messenger RNA of Sclerotinia trifoliorum, 1449 nucleotides long. The record is from the annotation of a GenBank genome assembly. Lineage: Eukaryota; Fungi; Ascomycota; Leotiomycetes; Helotiales; Sclerotiniaceae.